AUGUAAUUCACAUAUUAAUUGGGAUUAAGUGCAGGUUUAUUUUACCUUUCAUAGAUUUUGGUUACUCAUUCUAAAGAGUGUAAUCGACUUAAUUGUUUUUGUACAUAAAACUUUUAAUUUACUCAAGAAUAAACAUGGAAAUCACCAGAUUAAGUUCUAAAAUAAAAUCUAAAUUAAGUCCUUAGUGAAAUUUUAAGAUUGUACAAUUUUUCUUAUCUUAAAAAUUCUUAAGAAUAUGUAAAGACAUUCUUAUAUCUAAGUUAUUAUUAUUGAGUAGAAUUGAAACUCAAUAUCGAAAUGACAAAUUGUUUGAAACCCUUUUGAGAAGCCAAAAGCUAAGUUCAACCAAAUUUUAUGGCUAUACUGUGUUUCCAUAUUAAUUUAGAAUUCAAGGUCAUAGAUAAAUAUUUUAUGAAAAAUUAUUAGAGAAAAUUGCAGGAGUAAGAAUAAAUAGUUAGAUUUAUUUUAAUUAUUGUAAUUUGGUAGAUCAAUUAGGAUAAUAAAUUAUUAAAUUACUAAAUUAAAGGUAAUAAAUUUUGAUAUUUUUGACAUUAUAAUAUCAGAAUCCACUUUAUUAUUUAUAUCAUAAUAAGAUGUAUUCUUAUAUUAAAUUGGUCAUGAAAUGUGAAAAAUUAUUAAAUGAUAUUUUGAGAUUGAAUCCAAAUUCAAUAGUAACUAAGAAUUUAGCAUAUGCAGUAUAUUCAUUAGUAACAUUUCAAUAAGAAAAAUUGAAGUAGAUAUCUUCUUUAUUAGUUUUAUAAAAUUUUAAGAUUGAUCAUUUAUGGAAUACAUUAAAUAAUAUGUAAUGUUGUUAUGUUUAAUGUAAAUAUGAUAAUGGUUUAAUAAUGUUAAAUCAUUCAAUUCUAUUUCCAAAAUUGAUGGAAGGUAUUAAUUUUAAUUGAAUUUAAGAAAAUGAAAUAUAAUCUGAAUUAGUGGGUCAUUAUAUUGAUAGGAUAUUACCAAGUCCAGUUAAAGAAGUUCAUUAAUAAUUUUUGAAAAGAUUGAUAGAAGAAGGGAAACCAAGAUUGUUAAAUAAUGGAAUUCAAUAAUUUUAUAUAACUACAAAUAAAGGGUUUAUGAAAGAAAUAGAUAGUCUUGUUAGAUUAGGUUAAAGUAUGGAAUAUUUAACAUUUAUGACAAUUAUGGGUUAUAAAUAGGAAGAUAAUUGUGGAAAAAUCUUAUUAAGUUCAAAGGGCAAUGUAUAUUCAUAUUCAGAAUAGGCAAUAAAUUUACUACAAUUAAAUAGAAUUUUAAAAUUGGAUCAUAAAAUAAAUUUAAAUUUUAAGAUUUGUAUACCUAUUUCUUAAAAUAUUAAUGAAUUAUGUAAUGGAUUUAUAUUAAUACCUAAGGUAAAUUUAAUGUAAUCAGAUUAAGCAUUUAAAAAAAUACAAUAAAAUAAUAUCAAUUAAGUUUCAUUUUAUAAAUAUUUUCUUAAACAUCCUAAAUAAUGUAGUGUAUUUAUAUCAAUUUAUAAAUUUUGUAAUUCAUCCUAUGAUGAUAAUAAAUUAUAAUAUGAAACACUCUAUAUUUUUCAAUCUAAUGAAAUAAAAGAGCUUGAAAUUAAAAUGAUGGCUCUAGAAUUAAUGUUUAAAUAAGUAAUGAUUGUUAAUAAUAUAUAAUCUGAAACUUAUAUUACUAGUUAUACAUCAUUUAAAUCAGUAAUACCUGAAACAUAUCAAAUUACUAAUAGUGGUAAAAGUCCUUCUUAUGAAGAUGAAAUGGAUGAUAAACAUUUUGCUAUUAGUAAUGAAAGUAUACAUAUUUAAUAAGAUCCACUUAGUAUAUCUCUUCAUUAAUUUUUUAAAUAAGAAUAAAUUGAUUAAAAAAUACUUCUUAAUUAAAAUAAUCAUUCAUCUAUUAUAGCUAAUUCUUUUUAAACAUAAGAUUUAUUAAUAUCACCACUUAGAAUUAAUGAUGAAUUUAGCAAUCGAGAUAGUAGAAGAGAACAUCAAUAAUUGAUAUAAAACAAUUUAAAUAAUGUUGAUAUACAAACAAAUUAAUAUUUAAUUAUAAAAGAAGAUGAUGAUAUAGAAUCACCUAUAGAAUUGAAAGUAGAAAUGGAAAUGUAAGUUUCAAUUAAAGAUAUAACUGAUCAAUAAAUGAAAGAAUAAAUAGAAUGGAUUAAAUCAUAAGUUAGAGUCAAUAAAUUUUAAUAUCACAAUAAAUAAUAACAUUUUGUACCAACUGCUUUAAAAAAGAGAUCUAAUCAUAAAUUAACACUUGAAUAAUAACCAUCUACUUCUGUAAAAAGUACAGAAUCUUAAAAAGGUCUUGUAAAUCACAUAAUUAAUGGGAUGAUUCAAUCUAAUCCACAUUAAUUUUAUAGUAUUUUAGUUGUUGCAUUAAUAUAUGCAUUAAUAUUAAUCAUUAUAGUUAUAUUAAGUAUUAUUGCAAUUAAUGAUGAAAUACUUCAUAUAUUUUUAGAUUCAGCAGGUGGUUAAUUUUCUAUAACCCUUUUAUAGAAUAUUAAUUUAAUGGAAAUAUCUAUUCAUUUAUUAGCAAAUGAUUAAAAAUUUCUUGCUCCUCAUUUUUUUAUUACUAAUUCUACUGAUGAUUAUAUUACUUAAAUAAGAAAUUAUAAUGAUAGAGAAUUUAUUAAUCCAGAAAUCUUAUUAAAUUUAGAAGGAUCAUCAAUAUGUAUUUUACAUACAUAUUCUAAUAAUGGUAAUUAAAUGAAAUCUUGUUUUGAUACAAGAGAUUUCUUAGUAGAUUAAUUACCAUUAUUAUUUCAUAGAAUAACAGAAGUUGUAGAAUAUUAAUCAUCUAAAUUUAAUCUAUCUAAUAUGGAAGAAAGUUAUUUCUCUUUAAAUUAUCCCAUUUAUUUUGAUUUAGCAACUAAUUUAAUUAAUUAAACUAAUGUUGAGAUGAGUAAAACUAAAAAUAAUUCUUUAAAUAUAGCAUCUAUAUAUGUUAUUUCAGGAUUGACUUCUUGUAUUGGAGUUGCUUUCUUUAUUUUUAUUGCAGAAAUACAAAUAGCUAAAUGGAGAGUAUCUAUUGUUAGAACUUAUUUUUUAUUUCAAAAUUUGAAUCAAUCUUUAAUUGAUUAAGAUAAUGAGACUUAAAGAUUAUUAGAAAUUGAUGAAUUAUCACAUAUGAAAUAUACUCUAUUGAAAUUAGAUAAAAAUGCAUAAUAAUCUCUUAAAUAAGAAUAAAGAAAUAUUGAUCAUAGAUUAAAGAAAUAAUUUUGGAUUAAAUAAUUUGUUUUGAUAUUCCUUUUAGGUGCAUUAGAACUAAUUUAUUUCAUUCCUUAUUAUGAAUUAUUUCAAAGUUAAGUACAAUAAGUUAUUGAUUUUCAUAAUGACAUCUAUUACUUAGGACUUGCUCAACUUGCUUUUAGUAAUCGUUUAGUUCAUUUUAUAUAAUAAUAUGCAAAUCCAUUUUAUUAAGUAGAUGAGAAUAAAUUCUAAUUAUACGAUGAACUAUAUUCUUAUUAUGAAGAUAUAUAUCUAUUCUAAUUACCUUAUGAUGAUGAACAUGAUACUUAUUCUCUUACUUAUAUAGUUAAUAAUGAUAUUUGUCAAUUGAGUCCAAUAGUUUCAAUGAUUAAGUUAGGUUAUACAUGUCCAUAUAUAUUACAACAAGGUUAUUCGAAAUAUUUGAUUAAUUCUAAAAAUACUUUAAGGAUUAUGAAAUCUGAUUAUGAUAUAACAUUUGGAUUUUAAUAAAUUCUUUAGGAUCAAGACUUUAUUGAUAUUAUCAUUGGUUAUGGUUUUGUAUUUCCUUAGUUUAAUUUGAAUAGAGAUAAUCUUUUUAUAAAUUAGAAUGUUUAUAAUGAGAAUUCUAAAUUUUAGGCUAUUUUAAUGGCCAUUUUAAUUCUUAUAGCUUUAUUAAUGGUAUUUUUAAUGAUUAUUUAUUUGAUUUCUAAAGAAUUUCUAGCAAUUAUUUUUGCAGUUAAACAUUCCUUAUUAAUAUUCUCAAAAGAAUAAAUAGCAAGAAAUAAACAUUUAAUUUAGGUAUUAAGUAAAGAAGUAACACUUGAUUGA
This is a messenger RNA of Paramecium pentaurelia, 3983 nucleotides long. NCBI's taxonomy places the organism in Eukaryota, Ciliophora, Oligohymenophorea, Peniculida, Parameciidae. The record is from the annotation of a GenBank genome assembly.